Thalassophryne amazonica is the source of this 2459-nucleotide messenger RNA. RefSeq names its product solute carrier family 22 member 31 (gene slc22a31). Gene Ontology annotation, biological process: transmembrane transport. Gene Ontology annotation, molecular function: transmembrane transporter activity. Lineage: Eukaryota; Metazoa; Chordata; Actinopteri; Batrachoidiformes; Batrachoididae. The record is from RefSeq and is a predicted model, not a curated record. The coding region runs from base 32 to 1888 and encodes 618 amino acids. The transcript is spliced from 9 exons.
AGUCUGUUUCUGUGGAAUUGUUUCUGUGCUGAUGGAUUAUGAGACCAAGAUUUUCCCUCAUUUUGGCGGUUAUGGACGCUACAACAGAGUCGUGGUCAUAUUCAGCUGGUUUCCGAGCUUCGCCGUCGUACUUAAUCUGUUUCGUGAUGUUUUUUACACUCGUAUCCCGGACACGUACCGCUGUAAAACCGACCCCGAGCUUCUGCCCGCCGCUUUACUCCUGAGAAACUUCUCCGCACACGUAUACUUGAACCUCACCGUCCCCUGGGUGGACGGUUCCGGCCCGAGCCAGUGCGAACUGUACAAGUACCCACCAAACACCUCGGACUUUGGAGAAACUGUACCGAGGGAGAAGGUGUCCUGUACCAGAGGGUGGGAGUACUCCAGUGCCGCGGGGCUGAAGACCAACUUUGUCACCGAGUUUAACCUGGUCUGCAGUGACUACUGGAAAGUCCCUCUGCAGCAUAUCUGCUUCAUGACAGGAUGGAUUCUGGGGUACAUCCUCCUUGGCACCUUGUGCGACUGGUUGGGCCGUCGGCGAGGUUUCCUCCUGUCCAUCAGUCUGUCCAGUCUGUUAGGAGUAGUGGUGUGCAUGUCCAACAGUGCUGUGGUGUUCCUCCUGCUGCAACUCUCUCAGGGUGCCAUGCUUGCUGGCGUUUUUGUGUCCUCAUAUGUUGCUAGACUCGAGCUCUGUGACCCUCCAAAUCGUCUCAUGGUCACCAUGGUCAGCAGCUUCUUUGGUGUAUUUGCAGAGCUGCUGUUGCCUGGCUUGGCUGUUUUGAGCGGUGAUUGGCCCAUUCUCCAGGCGAUGGCCACAUUACCUCUGCUCUUGCUGCUCUCCUAUUGGUGCUGUUCAUCAGUGUUUCCGGAGUCUCCUCGCUGGCUGCUGGCAACAGCACAGAUCCCACAUGCAAAGAGAAGCCUCCAGGAAUUCUCCACCAGGAAUGGUGUGUGUUUACAGGAUGAACUCUACCCUGGUCAAAGUUUACUGUCAGAGAUAGAUGUGGCAUAUGGGGAAGACUGUCGGGCAGAGUACUUCUCAGUUCUGGAGCUUCAUGGGACUCGUGUAAUCUGGAAGAACUGCCUCAUCCUCAGCUUCACACUGUUCAUUGGAACAGGCAUUCAGUACUGUUUUACCAGAAACCUGCACAGAUAUUCCAGCAGCUUCUAUUUCAGCUACUUCCUCAGAGUGGCAACCGGAGCUUUGGCGUGCAUCUUCAUCUGCUUGUCUGUUGAUCACUUUGGUCGGCGUUUUAUUCUUCUGCUUUCUGCCAUCAUCACUGGAUUAUCAUCAUUGCUUCUGCUGGCGCUCACUCAAUAUCUGCGUGGCGGCCUGGUCUUGGUGCUGUCUCUGGUGGGGCUGCUGUCUUCUCAGGCUCUCGCCAUGCUCAGUACGUUCUUUGCCAGUGAGGUCAUGCCGACUGUUGUUCGGGGCGGUUGCCUGGGCCUGGUGCUGGCAGCGGGGUGCGUUGGAAUGGCCGCCUCCUCGCUGAUGGAGCUCCAGAAUAAAGGCGGAUACUUCCUCCACCAUGUUGUCUUCUCCUCCUUCGCCGUUCUCUCUGUGCUCUGCAUCAUGGUUCUCCCUGAGAGCAAACGUAAGCCCCUUCCAGACUCGAUGAAGGACGGCGAGAACCAGCGGCGGCCACCUCUCUUCAUGUCCCGACCGAACAGGGACGACUUGCCAUUACUGUCUCCCCAGCCCGCUCUGUCGGACUACAACCCUGACAGCUACUCCCGCUUGGUCGCUGCCACCAGACGAAUGUUGAAUAAAGAUAAUCUGCCGUAUAAGUUAGCUGUGCCAGGUUGUUCUCCUCUGCUGUCAGAGAGUGACCCCCCUAACGGGGAGCUGGUACACGAGAUCGAGACACUAAAAGAGGUGAUGACUUAAAUCUAAGACCCUCCUCUGUACAGACGAGCAUGACACAAAAACACAUUCUCCUCCCUCUGGAUGGACCUCUGACAGACUCACUGCUGCUCGUCUAGUCGCAGCUGCUGGUCCAGAACUGAGCCACUGACCUCAAAUCUGAUGGACUGCACUUCUCAGUGAAGUAUCAACUGAAGUCAUGUUUUCUUUUUACUCAUAUAGAUUCACAUUAACGAUGACUGUUCCCUUAAAAAACAGACAGACAAAACAAAAAGUUCAAGUGAUUUGUGAAGGUAGCAAAUGAAUUUUAUCUGAGAGCCUGUGUUUGAUGUCCAUCUGAGUGUGACUGCCAUUGGUCCUCAGAGCUGCAGCACCUGUCUGUUGAUAACUCAUGAAUUUUUCCUCAAGUCUGAUUCACUGUUUUCUCAAUGCUGACAGCAGCACAACACACAUUUAUACACUCAGGUCCAUAAGAGGUCAAACACUGACUUUUUUUUUUUUUUUUGGCUUCUGUUGAGCAGCACAGUGAAUCUGAAAUGAAACACUCAAAAUGUACUUGUAGUGACGACUUCCUGAUUUAAUUCAAGGGGUUUAA